This is a messenger RNA of Monopterus albus (swamp eel), 3652 nucleotides long. Its product is annotated as protein FAM110B. The coding region runs from base 689 to 2110 and encodes 473 amino acids. Lineage: Eukaryota; Metazoa; Chordata; Actinopteri; Synbranchiformes; Synbranchidae. The transcript is spliced from 4 exons. The record is from RefSeq and is a predicted model, not a curated record.
CUUACAGACUAAUUUUAUAUUCAGUGGUUGGAGAUUACAUAUGGUAUCAUCCGCGCCAACAAUUGAAAGUUUCUGUGAAAGUAGAGACGUAUGUGGUUUGUAGUUACGUUUGCUUGUAUCUAGAAAUACCUGCUUUGACACACAUUGUAUGACGUUUAUACAGUCUUCAUCUUACAGUAAAAAGGCUUUGGACACUGGCAGUGGGGGUGGAGUCUUCCUCAGCAGUGGGAGGAGAAGGAGAGCCUAAGGAGCAGAGAGCAGCUCAGGACUGUGGGGCUCUCCAACUGAGUUGCUGACCGGCUGUUUGUUUACUACCACAGCUGGGGAGGUGGACAGAGGCUGAACGCUUGGACAGAGACCGUGGAGGGGAUCGUAAAGGCUGUUGUGUUCCCGGUAUCAUUGCCAGCUGAUCUAGCAGACCUGCAUUCUGGAUAAAGAGUUUCCAUCAGCUGAGCUGUAGCUGACCGGUGACCCUGAUCCUCAGCCUAAUCCGCUUCUGGGUCAUUACUGAGCUAAUAGUGGUGGCCUGCCUGGGUCUGACGUGAAAUUUGACCCCAAGUGACCCUGUCCCGCAAGUAGCAUUUUACUGAUUCUGGAGUGGGAAAAAGGAAGGAUAAAAGAGCAAGAGGGACGACGGAGAAGAACCGGAGAGGAGCGAGAGCAGCAGCACAGAGACUGCUCCUCCAAUAUGCCGGUGGAGACCCUGCGACCAUCAGACGGCCGUCUGCCUGGAGUUCCCUUCACAUCUGCAAUGCCUUUCAGAUUACUUAACAAGGGUCCGGAUUACUUUCGUCGUCAGCCCGAGCCUGGGACCCGUAAACUGAGUGCAGUAGAGCGCCUGGAGGCUGACAAGGCAAAGUACGUUAAAAGCCAGCAGGUGGCCCUCACCCGCCAGGCCCCCAUCAAGCCACCAAUCAUCCGCAAGCCCCUUGUUCCUCCAGGGAUGAUGCUUCAGUGCCAGAUCAGCAUUCCUCCAGCGCGCAAAGUUCACCGCUGCCCAGCUGAUGUGGAGAAUGGGGGAGGGAGAGAGGGACCAGGAGGGAGAAGAGGACCUGCGCUUAACUUGGGUAUUCUGAAUAAUCUAAUCAAUGAUGUAUGUGAUGGACCAUUGCCGUGUUCCCAGUCCUCUUCCUCCACCUCCCCCUCCUCAUCAUCUCCUUCAUCAGGAGCUAAGAGCAGUGGCAGCAGUCUGUCAGCAGAACAAGAGAGGAGCAGCCGACUCCUCAGCAACCUCAAGCCGUUGAAUCACGGCACCACCUCUUCAUCAACCUCUUCCUGCACGUCCUCUCCACUCAAUAACAAUCUCCGGACACCCACAGCAGAACUCACACGCCGACCACCCCCUGUCCCAGCACGAGCACCCCGCAUUGGGGUUCCAGUGCCCUAUAGCUCGCCCAACUCAGUGACUGUACGCAGAGUGGAUGUUCGGCCUCAGGCUGAGAUAAGAAAACCCCAGAGGGCUCAGCUGCAGCCCCGGCUCAGGCCCAAACAGACAGCCCAGGGCCAAGUUGCACAUCCCCAGGUCCCACCUCCACCACUGCCUCCACCCCCCCAGAACCAACCCCAGCCUCACCCCCAGCUAAACACGCCCUCCCAAGCACUGCCUUCCCCUCCAGCUUACCUGCCGCCCAGUCCAAUGCUUGUUCGAACGGGUGUGAUCCCGCCAGCCUCCCCUGCUUUCACUCGUAUAUCAAACACCAGCUCCAAGGGGUCUGCCCGUAAGCACCCUUCCUUGCACCGCUCCAAGUCAGACCUGAGCGACCGCUACUCACGUGCAACAGCUGAUCUGGAGCGCUUCUUCAACUACUGCGGGCUGGACCCCGAGGAGGUGGAGGGGAUGGGCGGAGUGGAGCGUUUCACAAGAGCCAACUCAGACAUCGUGUCUAUCUCCAAGCUCCGUAGUGUCAGCACGCCCAGCUCGGAGUGCGGGGACGAGGCUGACCAGACGAGGGAGGAAGGAGUAGACGAGAAUGAUGAUGACGGGCCCCCCAGAACCAACGAACGGGUCCCCUACGGCAUCUCCGUCAUCGAGAGGAACGCUCGAGUCAUCAAGUGGCUAUACGGCAUCCGUCAGGCGCGAGAUGCUAACAGCGCCGUCUCCAACGUAUAGAGCUGAAAGGACUUGAGGACUUGAAAGACCUUGGAAGAAUAAACGGGAAAGCAGUACUUUUUGUGUAUAUGUACACACACCUGAAGACUGAAGCCCGUCUGUUCAUCUUCUGCUGCCUUACAUCACACUUAAGGAUAACCCAGUAGUUGUUUCGGUUUCCAGUGAAGACUUUGUUUCAGUGAUUUCCUUUUGAGUCUGGGCUGCCAGUCAGGACCAUUUGUCUAAAUGGAUGAGAGUUUUCCAUUAUCUUUCACUUGAUCUUGUAUCAUAUUGUUGGUAUAUGUAAGCAAUAAUAGACCAUGUAAAUGAUUAUGGUGAGAAUGAAGCCAGAGGAUGUGUGCGAUUGUAGUUCCUCAUAUCAAGGUACUGUGUGUGUGUGUGUGUGUGUGUGUGUGUGUGUGUCAGAGAGCAUGGCAGAACAAAACCAGACUUGAAACUGGCUGCACACAGAGCUAUGAUGUGGUGACUGUUGAGCAAACCAGGAAGAGAAACGUUGAUACUGUGAAACUUCACACAAAAACUUCCAUAAACACAUUUGUAUUUUCAAAAACCUUUCGGCUGCAAGACUGUUAUUGUACAACUUUUCUUUUUUUUUGUCAGCAUGUGUGCAAAACCCUUUGUAUAUGUUUACUUUAGGGCAUGUCAUUGCAACAACACACACAUUACUCACGCAGAUGAUCACGUCAUGGCACAGACGUACGUUCAGAUCAAUUACAGUAAAUAUGGUAGCAACUGGAGUUCUGUAUAUCUGACUGUAACGUUAUCUAGCUGUGUGUGUACAUCUGAAUUAUGGCCCCAUGUCUUGGCUUAUGCUGCACUGGUGCAAUGAAUAAUCUGUUUACUGUGCAUGUCUUGGCACGUAUGAGAGCAAGUGAUGGGGGGUGAUCUCAGAGGUGGACGGUUCAAGUAAGUGUGAUGAAAAAGUUAUUUUGCUUCAGAGUGAAAAUCACAGGAUGUGUAACAGGACGACUGACUAUACUCAUGGAUAAAAAAAAUGUCUAGGGUGUAUAUGCCUGGUUUUGAAAGUGUCUCAGGAAGAUGUACUCUGCAUACUAAUCAAAUGGACCAAUAUUUAUUUGGAAAAUGUAAUUUAAUGUAUUUUUAAUAUUGGACAACUUUGUACAGAAUUCAGUUUUUUUUCUGAUAAAGUGCAAUCUGAAUUCAUCUACUACAAUUCCAGUAUAUGUAGGGUCACAUUUAAACAUGCAAAUACGAGCAGCAAUCACAAUUUUUUAAGAGGCGGUUUAAUGUUUAAUGUGCCUGAAAGAAAGGAGGUCUGUCUUCCCCGUACGAGUUCUCCACCCUGUGCAUCGACUGCCUUGACAUUUUCAGGAUAUUUGAUUGGAGUGCACAGCAGGUUUUUCCUCCCUGUCACAGGUCACAGGUGUGUACAGCAGCACUCUGUUCAGAGGGCUGGAGAACAGCAGUGGUGUGAAGUGUGCUGUUGAAUCUGGCACUGGAUGCCCAAAGUCUACAAGUGAGAGAUCCAGCAUGGUUUGCCAUGGUGUAUUCUAAACAAUCAAUUAAAAAAUGUUAAAACUA